This is a messenger RNA of Centropristis striata (black sea bass), 6558 nucleotides long. Its product is annotated as histone-lysine N-methyltransferase SETD1B-A-like. NCBI's taxonomy places the organism in Eukaryota, Metazoa, Chordata, Actinopteri, Perciformes, Serranidae. The coding region runs from base 171 to 5300 and encodes 1709 amino acids. The record is from RefSeq and is a predicted model, not a curated record. The transcript has 17 exons. Gene Ontology annotation, cellular component: Set1C/COMPASS complex. Gene Ontology annotation, molecular function: RNA binding; protein binding; histone H3K4 methyltransferase activity.
UAAGCGAGAUUCGACUGCUUUGUUUCACCUAUUUUUUUUUAACUACUUUGUCAUGUUUUAUUCGACAAUCUGUUAUGUUUUAGAGAAGGUUACAGGUGAUGCUCUCCAUCACCUGUUGGGGCGUGUUAACCUCAAGUGGCGACCGCUAAGCUAUAUUUAUCGUGCUACAAAUGUCAGCAUACGGCGUGUAUUUUGUUUGUUUUUUCCAGUUUUUGACGAAUGUAAUGGAAAGCGAAAAACAAACUACUGAGAGAGAGACACCGCCUCAGCACUGGAGAUGUUGCAAGUUGAUUAUUGAUCCCGCUUUGACAAAAGGACUGUACAAAGUGUACCGUUUUGAUGGACAACAGUUUAACAUACCCGUUGAGGACUUAGGUCUGUUUCCUGUGGAGACAGUCAGAGAUCCCCGUGUCUGCCGCCUGUGGAGCAAAAGCAUCAAGACUGACUUUUUGAUUUCUAAAUUUAAGGUUGAUGAAUGGUAUGUUGGCCCAGUUCCUCCCAAAGAAGUGACAUUCUCCAGGUUGAAUGACAAUGUGAGGGAGGCAUUCUUGACAAAUAUGUGCAAUAAAUAUGGAAACAUCGAAGAAGUGGAAAUAUUCUACAAUCCUAAAAACAAGAAGCAUUUAGGGAUUGCAAAGGUCGUCUUCGACACAGUGAGGGCUGCAAAAGAAGCUGUCCAGAACCUCCAUCAGACGUCAGUGAUGGGAAAUAUUAUUCAUGUGGAAAUUGACCCUAAAGGUGAAAACAGGGCGCGAUAUCUCCAGCUCCUCAUACGUGGCCUUUAUACUCCUUGGACGUUGCCAGUUGGCAGCAACGAGCAAGCUAUUCAAAGCUUAAUUGACAGUUUGCUGAGCAGCACAGCCACACAGCGACAGGUGAUCAUCUCCAGCCCCACCAGCAUCGCCACACCCCUCUCUCUGGACACAGCCUAUUCCAGUAUUUGGCAGGAUACACCUUGCAGCUUUGGGCUUACUCCACGUUCUCAGGGAACCCCCCGCACUCCUUGUUUGUCUGCGACUCCUCUCUCCCAGGACUCUUGCUACUCCAGUCUUCAGGCGACUCCGGUCCUCCAGGGGGAGCCCUCCACCUACAGUGUUCACAAAGCUUCAAGAAGAGAGCUUUGCCAUCGAAAACCUGCUAGGUAUCACAGAGGAUCCUGUGAAGUUUCAGAUGUCAACUUAAUUUUGAAGCAUUGCCCAUCACACCCCCUUUCUACUCCUACACAAACUAGCAGCCAGAAGCUUGCACUGUGGGGUCACAAUGCACAACUCUCUUCUCACAAUAAUACAGAACCUUCCUUUAACCUUGCCUCCCCCUGUCAGGAGUCCAGAGAUGUGGUCACCGAUACCUCUAGGACUUUACAACGGAACUCUUUCAGCAUUUUGAGCAUUAACUUCACCGCUGAUCAGCAGAGAGCAGCAUCCUUCCCACCUGAUGACCACCCAUGCAUAACAGAGUUAUCUCCAACUGCUGUUAACUGUUCGUCUAGCAGCCCCCAGCCAGAGUUAGAGAGUUUGGACUCCCGCAUUGAAAGUUUGCUGACAAACAGCCAGAGAACUGACCCGUCAUACUUUGAUAGAAAUACCUUGCAGGAUGAUGUGCACUCUCAGGACAGCCCAACUUCACCAGCCUGCGCUCAUACCUCCCCUUUCUCAGAUGAUUCACUCGUUUGCAAUCAGACUUCUCCUGCCUUCACAACCAGCCACGAGCACUCCUACAAUAAUCCAACAUCACUCAUUGAAAAUGAGGAUGAUGAAACUACUCAAGCUGUUUUGUUUCUAACAAGAAACUCCCAGUCUCCUUCUGAUUUCACACACUUUGAAAGGAGGGCUCAUGAAAACAAUGAAAAAGAGACAGAAAGGUUCCAGUCAUUCUCAUGUCCGAAGGAGCAUCAUGCAGCAAUGGGGGAUAAUGAGAACUCAAACAACAGACAAUCCAGAGUUUUGACACCUGCAAAACCGAACUUCUCUCUUCCUCCUCCUCCUGCCAUUAAAUCUGGCACCCUUCCACCAAUCAACCCUUUCCCUUUCCCCAUUCCUCCCUUCCCUCCAUCUAUUCCACCUGUCCCGCCUCGCCUGCCAAAUGGCACCAUCCCCAUCCCACCUCCAGGUUGGAUCCCCCCUCCUGGCCAUCACGCCGGCGUCCGCAUCCCUCCACCCCCUAUUCCACCUCCUAUUCCACCCCGUAUUCCACCUCCUAUUCCACCUCCUCCUUCUAUUCCUCCUCCACCAGCUUUUCUUGGACCCCCUCCAGCUUUGAUGGUGCCGCCUUCUCUUCCACCCCCAGUGCACACGUACCCCUUACCCAUGGCGCCUGCAGGCCUUUUGAAUAAGGGGAAUCCUCCUCGACAUGGCAGUGUACCGCUACCAUUUCCUCGACCCCCCUGGCCCGCUCCACCUUUUCCCAGGUUUAACCCUUUUGUGCCACCACCAGACUACCCGCUUGUGCAGGAAAACCCUCACAAGGUCACAGUAGAAAAGGCUUUAGAAGUCAUCAUGGAUGAACUGAAGUCAAUCAUUAAAAAAGAUAUUAUGCGUAGAAUGACUGAAGGGAUCGCUUUCAAGGUAUUUGAGGACUGGUGGGACUGCCAAGAGCAGAAAGCAAAGAUGCAAGUUCCUCCGUUGAAAAGUGGAGCAGCAAGUGUUGAACAGAGGAAAAAACGUAUAAAUCCCUUCAGCCACAUCAACGACAAGAGCAAAAAACCUCCGCUGCCGUCUUUCAGGGUAAAAAGGAAAAGAGCCGAUGAUACUGCUGCAUCAGAAGAGAUAGAAAAUGUGGCGUGUUCUACUAAUGAAAGCUCUGAUGUGAAACAGGGGGAUGACAAAGUAACACCUGUGUCUGAGAGAGCCAAACGCAGACACGCAAGACCACAUGAGCUUGACAGUGAAGAUGAUGGUGAUGAUGAAGGGAAAGAAGAAGCUAACACUCUUCAAGAUGAAGAAAUAGCAUCAGACAAAGUGGAGGAUGUUGUGCCAGUUUGUGAUGAUCCUCAAAUCCUGCGCAACAGAGAAAAUGGUGAUGGUGGUGAUGGCAGCAGUCACUCUAAAGGAGAAGAGGCAGAGAAACAAGCGGAGAAACACGCAGAGGAUGAAGAUGCUGUCAUCGUCCAAACUAGUGAUGAUGUGCAGUGUUUAGACAGCGAAACUUCUUCAGAGAGCAGCUCCUCAGAGGAAAGUGAGUAUUCGUCAGACUUGGACUCCUCUGACUCGUUCUCCUCAGAAAGCUUUGAGGACUCGUUCUACUCUGACCUCAGUCCUGAUGAUGGAGACAUGGAGGAUGACAGCGGGGAUCACAGGAGUGUCGAGUGUAUCGUCAUAUCUUCAGACGAAGAAUCGAUGGAGCUUGAGCCCCCAGCCACUCCCGAAACCCCGCUUACCCCCGGUGCUCAGCUGGAUCUGGGCCUGCAGGACUGGUUAGAUCCAUUUCAUGGGGAGGAAAUUGAGGAGAACCAGUACACAGUCUGUCAACAAGACACCUGUGACUUGGAUGUUAUGAUGGAGCUCCAAACUAGUGAACAACAGGACCAUCUACGACCCCUGUCACCUAUAGGACUUCCAGCAGUGCUGCCACACCUUGAUGUAGAGAUGGAGAGCCCUGAAUGGACGGAAGAGUCACUUGUGAACAUAGAAAACCUGAGGCCUCUCACUCCUACUGGCUGCUUGCUGGACAGUGACCCUGACCUUCUGAUCAGAAGCAAACCCACAUCCCCAGCAGCGGAGGAGGUGGAACGACCGCAAACACCAGGCAAGGGGAUAGUGGCUGAACUAGAAAGCGAGGACUCUGAAGUCAUCUCCCUCUCUCCAAAGGGCAGAGAGCUUCUUCUGGCUCCCUCUGAUCCGCCGACCUUUUACCCAUCAUACCAGGAUAUGCCCAAAACUCCUGGUAGAGAGGAUAGACAUGGAUGGACUCAGUCUAGCUCUGGGAGAGCUCCAGCAACACCAGGCAGAGAGACAAUGUGCCCAACUCUCAGCAGCCCACCUCCUGUGCCGUGCCUGUCUAGCAAUCCAUAUAUCUCUGCCCCAAAGACUCCUGGAAGAGACAUCAUCCUUCCACGAAGAGCCAUAGUCCACAGGAGGAAAACGCAAAUGGUGACAACCUUACAACCCCUGUUUUAUGAUUCUCUCGGAUGCUCCCCCGUCACAGUGUCCUCUUCUUGCAGCCUUUCUGAGACUUCAUCAGACUCUGCUGAUGGGAGGAGCACGUGUAUCAGUUCAGGUGUGAGAGCAAAGCCCUUGCAGGGACUGGAGAAUAUGCCAGGGCUUCUGGAUGAGGAGAACAGAAGAGAGACAGAGAAAUCCUUAUUUAGGAGAAAACAUUUGAGGAGGCUAAAGAGGAGGUGGAGAAAUCAUCAUUGGUGGAGAUCACUUAAAAGAAUCACAGGUUCUCCCUCUUCGCACCGUCAUCCUCACAGGCGGCGGUCACUCUGUGAAGAGAGGAGGAUACUUCAGAGGGUUUGGAAGGAGGGCCUUGAUGAAGAAGAUGCAAGACUGCUGCAGUGUACAUAUGAAAGGCUGCAAGUGCGGGGAAAUGGCUUUGGGUGGAUCAGUGACACCCUGUGGAUACCUCACCCUCUGACUAAAGUCCUCACAGAGAAAAGUGAGGAACAGAGAUCCUGGCAGCCAAAUCACAGGACGGGCUCCGCUCGCAGUGAAGGAUUCUACAGAAUCAGCAGGAAAGAUAAACUGAAAUACCUCAACAACACAAAGCUGUCCACUGAGCUUCCAUCAACAAGUACUCAGCAGGGAAUGUGCAUCCCAGCCCAGCAGCCGACCUCACUGCGUGCUGGAUCCGACUUCCGGUCUGAACAGCGUCGCCUGCUGUCCUCUUUCAGCUGUGACAGUGACCUCGUCAAGUUCAACCAGCUAAAGUUCCGAAAGAAGAGGAUUCGCUUCAGCCGAAGUCAUAUUCACGAGUGGGGCCUGUUUGCAAUGGAGCCAAUAGCAGCUGAUGAGAUGGUGAUUGAGUAUGUGGGCCAAAUGAUCAGACAGGUCAUCGCUGACAUGAGGGAGCAGAGGUACGAGGAGGAGGGCAUUGGCAGCAGCUAUUUGUUCCGGGUUGAUCCUAACACCAUCAUUGAUGCUACUAAACUUGGGAACUUGGCCAGAUUUAUCAACCACAGCUGCAAUCCAAACUGUUACGCAAAGAUCAUCACUGUGGAGUCUCAGAAGAAGAUAGUGAUUUACUCCCGGCAGCCGAUAAGCGUUAAUGAAGAGGUCACAUACGACUACAAGUUUCCAAUUGAGGAGACAAAGAUUCCCUGUUUGUGUGGAGCAGAUAGCUGCAGAGGCUCCUUGAACUAAUCCCUAAUGAAGUGUCCUGAUUAUGUCAAGAGCCAAAGUUGCUUGAGGCACUGUACAAUAUAAACACAGACCUUGAAGGUGUGUAAAAAAAAGCCAUUUGAUACUAUUAUAAAAGGUCUUGAGGCCAGACAGGAAGUCAUAAAGACAGCAGAUGAGCUAUAGUGCUGCUCAGUGAAUAAUGAUUUAACCCUUAUGCAUUACUGGGGACAUUUUACAAUUUUUUCAUAAUUUUGGCUCUGUCAACUCAGUGCAAUAUAUAGUAUUUUUAAGAUAAUAGAAAGGGCAGAUGUUGUCCUCUAAGUUAAUAAUUGGGAGUUUCUUCUUAAAUUGACACAAAAUAAAAGAUAUAAAAUGCAUCGAAAUCAAUGCCAUUGUUAAUCAUUGACUUACCACAAACUUGAAAAAAAAAACAACCUAGCAUUUCGUAUACAGAUAAUAAUUUGUGUAUUCUUCAUGCAACAUAAAAAACAACAGUGGCACUUUGUAAACAAAUAGGGAAUUUAAAGGGUUAAAAUUUUGAAAAUGAGUGAAUAUUUCAUAUUACCAGGACUGAAGUUGGUUAAAAGCAUUAACUCAGCCAAGGUGGAAAAUACUAUGGAUAUAUAACUUUGUGGCAGUUUUUGACAGAUUUUUUUUUUUACUUUUUUAGGGUUAAUAAACUAUCCUAAACAGCACUUAAGGCAGAGCACAUGGAUGUUGGAUAUUUUUACUUUAUCAGUGAAGGUCUGGCGUAAAAUAAUUACGUGCCACCUGCAGACACUGGUAACCACUGCUAAAACAAAAUCCUCAUUUUCAGGUAAAACACUACAAAACACUUGUUUGGUUGGUACAUUCCAGUUUAUGAACUCAUGGCAAUUACUGUUUCAAAAGUCGCAAUUGCUGCUCUUUCCACAUGGAGCUGCACCACAAACAUCAUGCAAAGGACCUCUGUUACAUGGAUGUCUGUUGACCUAAUUGCCCAAAUGAUAACAAAACUGUACAGUUAAAUGUUUUCAUUUAUGAGAGCUUAAAUGGUCUUUUGCUUGAGUCAAGCUUAUAUCAAUAAUAUUGGUUUUCUUGAUAACAUUUUUUAUAUAAAAAAAAGAAAGCGUUGCCUUAUUAUUAAGUUGUGAUGGACUCUUCCUGGAUAUAAACUCAUGAGGUGAUCUUUCAUUUACAUCUGGAGAGGUUACAAUGAAGAACUUUUUGACUCAAAAUAAAUGUUACAUUGUCAUAAAACAUGCAAGUCACAAAAAAUUAAAGAAUAACAACUAAUAAA